UACUUUUCCUAUUUUCAAUCUCUUUUAUCUUCUUUUUGUUGUUAAAUAAUUAGACUAAAUCAUUACUAUAUGAUCAACGAUCCUAUUAUAAUCAUUAUUUAAAACCUCGAAAUGCGGUCUACAUAAUACCUUCGUCUCCUAAAUUCACUCCAUAGUAUUAUAUUCGGAUCAGUCUACACAUAAAUUAAUUGUGUACGCUUAACGAGAUAUAAUUCGUUUCUUUUAGUUGAAUCAAUCUUAGACAAAUACAAAUCGUGGUCAAUUAUUUUAAGGGACAAGGGUUAACUUUACAAUUUUACUCAGGGACUUCAUCCAUUUCGGUUACAUCAUUGUCUUUGAAUGGUUUUCUGAUGGAUAACAAAAUAUUUUUUCCUUGUUAUCAUGGAUUCAUAACAACAAUUUUCAUAAGCAUCCAAAAUGAGACUAAGUUUAUUAAAUUGUUAACUUGAUAUUCUACUCUACAGAAAUCUUUUGUCAAGAAAAUACUUCUAUUUAUAAUAUGGAAAUUAAAUAUCAAUAAAACAAUCGCGAGUCAGACAAUGCUGAUUUUGAUCUGUAAAUCUCGGUCGAAACGUGUGGAUUACAAGAAAAAAAAAUGAAAAGCUUAUGUACUUAGAAAAUAUACUUAUAUACAUAUAUGUGAAACUAUUAAACCAUAACUAAACCAAGAAACCAAAAAGAAUCACGUCAGUCCCACCCCGUUUGGAACACAAACCCUAAUAAUUACAUAUAUAACAAUUCUUUUCUUAUAUCCCCAUACAAAAUAUUGUAUACACAUAUGCACAUGUAUGUACAUAAAUUUAUAUAAAGGCUCGCCCACUCUAAAUUUUAACCAUCUCUUCAUUCUAAUACUCAACCUUCUCCUCUCUUCCUUCAUUUUCUUUCAUUUUAUCCUUGAUUUGAUUCCUCUACUAGAUCUAGUUCCUAUAUCUCCCACAAACAAAAAGAGAAGAUAAAAGAAAAGAAUAGAUAUAACUAUACUUUAAGAAUUUUGAAGAAUAAAAAAAGGAGAGUACAACCAUGGGUUUCUUCUCCAUCCAAGCUUAUCCUGAUUCAUCCAACUGGCAACAAGCUCCUCCGAACAAUCAUAACCAGGGUGGCGCAGGAGCCUCAGACACAGGGGGUCAUGGUAUUUGUCCUCAGCCACAGUCCAAUGGUAGCGGAGGCAGCGGCUCGAUCCGACCAGGAUCAAUGGUGGACAGAGCAAGACAAGCAAACGUAGCAAUGCCAGAAGCGGCACUGAAAUGUCCAAGAUGCGAAUCCACCAACACCAAGUUCUGUUACUUCAACAACUACAGCCUCACUCAGCCACGCCACUUCUGCAAAAGCUGUCGGAGAUACUGGACGCGUGGCGGUUCCCUCCGCAACGUUCCCGUCGGUGGUGGCUACCGGAGAAACAGGCAUACUAAAAGCAGUAGCAACAACAACAACAGCACCGCCACUAGCAACAACACAAGUUUCUCCUCGGCAGCCUCGGGGAAUGCAUCCACAAUCAACGCCAUUCUCUCCCCGAACUACGGAGGAAACCAUGAGAGCAUCUUGAGCCAGAUUUUAUAUCCAGGGAGGGUAAUGAAUCCUAAUUAUAAUCACCAUCUAGGAGAUCUCUUAGAUAAUACAAAAACAGAUAACAACAUGAGUUUAUUGAACUAUGGAGGACUGAGUCAAGAUUUGAGGUCAGUCCACAUGGGAACUUCAGGUGGCUCGCUUAUGAGCUGUGUUGAUCCAUCUUCAAAUGGGUUUUACCCUUUUGAAUCGCCGAGGACAACUUCUACGUCGAUCUCAUCUGCUUUAGCGUCGCAGUUUUCUUCCGUUAAAGUUGAAGAUAAUCCUUACAAAUGGGUUAAUGUCAAUGGUAAUUGCUCUUCCUGGAUUGAUCUUUCUACUUUUGGCUCAUCUAGUUAAGUUCAGCCAAAAAAGAAAGAACUAGAGGGUACUUAUUGAUGAAAAACCCUAGUUACUAAUUAUUAGGUUAAUUUUGUCUUGUUUUACGUUUUUUCUUUAGUUUAGGUUGUCUAAGAUUUUCCUUGUUCUCCAUCUAUGGUUCUAGGUACGUAGCUUAAGUUAUUGGGUGUGUCUGAGUAUGUUCCUUUGUUCUUUUUGCCAAGUUGUUCCUUUGUUAUCUUUCGAGUUUGAUUACUACUUACUA
Messenger RNA from Brassica napus (rape), 2146 nucleotides. RefSeq names its product dof zinc finger protein DOF2.4. The record is from RefSeq and is a predicted model, not a curated record. The transcript has 2 exons. Gene Ontology annotation, molecular function: DNA-binding transcription factor activity; DNA binding. Gene Ontology annotation, biological process: regulation of DNA-templated transcription. Lineage: Eukaryota; Viridiplantae; Streptophyta; Magnoliopsida; Brassicales; Brassicaceae. The coding region runs from base 1021 to 1902 and encodes 293 amino acids.